CUUUCGUGCUCGCGGAGGUCAGAAUAACGCAUGCGUGGUGUGAUCGUGAACUCUGUGCUGUAUAAUAUCUGUGAGCAGCAGCUCGUGUGUUACUGUGACCGCACCAGCAGCAGCAGCAGCAGCAUGUGUUCCGCGCAGGACAGCGGCAGAGGAGGCGCGCGGCAGCCGGACUCGGGUUACAGGAGUCCCGGGCUCCGGGGCGUCAGGAGCACGUCGCUGUUCCGCGCUGUUAACCCGGAGCUCUUCAUCAAACCUAACAAGCCGGUGAUGGCGCUGGGUCUGCUGAGCCUCACGCUGUGUGUGGGGUACCUGGGCUACCUGCACGCGGUCAGAGACAACCAGCAGCAGCUGUACGAGGCCGUGGACAGCCAGGGAGAGAGACACAUGAGGAGGAAGAGCUCCAGAUGGGACUGACUGACCUCACCACACCAGAGAUCAUCAUCAUCAUCAUCAUCAGCGCUGCACUUCACCGGAUUGUGUUUUAGUGACUCAGGAAUCAUUUCUGUCUGUUUUCACUGAUGAACAUGAUCUGGUCAUGUCCUCUGGUUCAUGCAGCAUGGCUUUACACACGUCAGGUCGUUUAUUUAAUCUCAUAAUCCUCGUUAUACUGCACAAUUAUCCAUGAUUACCAACCAACACUUAGUUGCUACCGAUACAUACCGGUCUGAAUGAUGCGGCUGGGUUAAUAUGCAGCAGUAUGGCUUAUUAUGGCCAAGUUAAUUACAUUCACCUGAUAAAUGGGCUGUAUUUGUAAUCCAGUGAAUAUGCACUUGUUAGAGUAAAAGUCUAGAAUAACCAUAUUUAUGUAUUAGGGUCAAUGACAACUAAAUCUCUAAAA
Cyprinus carpio (common carp) is the source of this 838-nucleotide messenger RNA. It is a transcript of the gene smim8, whose product is annotated as small integral membrane protein 8. Lineage: Eukaryota; Metazoa; Chordata; Actinopteri; Cypriniformes; Cyprinidae. The record is from RefSeq and is a predicted model, not a curated record.